UUAAGUCAUUCAGGAGAAGUUUAGAAUGAAGUUUUUUCUAUUGAUACUGGUCCUGCAGGCCAUUGCUGCUCCUGGAGCUAUUUCUUUGAUGAGCUCUGAAGAACACAAUGAGAAAUUUGCUAAUGAUUACUUGACACGGUUUUACAGCUUCAGGCCGGAGAUAAUUCCAAUAACAAAAAUGAAAGUCAAUACAAACUCCAUGGAGAAAAAAAUUCAGGAAAUGCAGCAGUUCCUGGGGUUAAAUGUGACUGGGCAACUGGACAAACCGACUCUGGACAUGAUGCACAGACCUCGAUGUGGAAUACCUGACGUUCAUCACUUCAGCACAAUGCCAGGGAGGCCAGUAUGGAAGAAACAUUUUAUCACUUACAGGAUCAAUAAUUACACUCCUGACAUGAAGCGUGAGGAUGUUGACUAUACCAUCCAGAAAGCUUUUCAAGUAUGGAGUAAUGUGACCCCCCUGAAAUUCAGAAGGGUUAACACAGGCGAGGCUGACAUUAUGAUACAUUUUGUAUUUGGAGCUCAUGGAGACUCCAAUCCUUUUGAUGGCAGAGGUGGAGUUGCAGCUCAUGCUUAUGGACCCGGACCUGGUAUUGGAGGAGAUGUACAUUUUGAUGAGGCUGAAUUCUGGACUAAAAGCUACAGAGAGACUAAUUUAUUCCUCAUUGCUGCUCAUGAACUUGGCCAUCCCCUGCCUCUCCAUUACUCUGCCAACACUGAAGCUUUGAGGUACCCAAUCUACAACAAAUUCACAGACCUGGCCAGGUUCCACCUUUCUCAAGAUGAUGUGAAUGGCACUCAGUCCCUGUAUGGACCUCCCCCUGCUUCCCCUGAUGAGCCUGUGGUGCCCACAGAGUCCGUUCCUCCUGAAACUCCAGCCAUGUGUGAUCCCACUUUGUCCUUCGACGCAGCCAGCACUCGGAGGGGAGAAUUCCUGUUCUUUAAAGACAGAUAUUUAGGGUGCAAAUCCCUCUGGAAGCUUGCUGAAUUUCAUUUGAUUUCUGCGCUUUGGUCCUCUCUUCCUUCAGGCUUGGAUGCUGCGUGUGAUGUCCCUAGCAAGGCUACUAUUUCCUUUUUAAAGGCAUCAGAUGAACACUGGGCUUCAGAAAUUGUGAAGGUUCCCCAGCAGAAACUUGUUCACCCUACUGUGAACUACCUUGACACAUCAGCCUACAGUCCCUACCCGACUCAGGCUGCCACCAAAGCAGGCCUGCUUGCAUUGUCCAAGUGCCAGCCAAAGCAUAGUCAAGGAUUUCAAGAGCACCCCAGCCGGGUUGGGCCUGAGGCCAUCGUGAAACUGGCAGUGGCACCUCUGCUGCUGCAGGACUUAGCACUUGAGCCUACCCUCAGCCCCAAGUUCUGGCUACCAGCAGGCCCUGUAGCAUGCACAGACCCUGGCCCAUCCCCAUCCCCAAAUGCUGUAGCACCCUCAGGGUAUCUCCCCACCCCAGGCACUGUUCCACCCUCAGAGCCUCCAGGAGCCUCAGGGCUUGGGCCACCCUCAGCCUAUGGCCCAAACCCUGGGCUUGGUCCACCUUCUAGGUCUGUCUCACCAAGGUCUCCAUCACUACCCCCCCAAAUUCCUUGUUGCAUGGAGGCUGGAAGAUGCCAGACUCAGAUGCCCCCAAAUGUGACUGUCUCUACCUCAACUACCCCCUUUCAAUGGUGGACCCUGCAGUACAGCCAGUCCCUGGACUUGAGCAGCAUUGUGCACCAGAUCAACCAGUCUUUGCCAGAUGAGGUCAGAUUUCAGCACGACCUCACCGUGUAA
This is a messenger RNA of Phyllostomus discolor (pale spear-nosed bat), 1771 nucleotides long. RefSeq names its product macrophage metalloelastase-like. Gene Ontology annotation, cellular component: extracellular matrix. Gene Ontology annotation, molecular function: zinc ion binding; metalloendopeptidase activity. NCBI's taxonomy places the organism in Eukaryota, Metazoa, Chordata, Mammalia, Chiroptera, Phyllostomidae. The record is from RefSeq and is a predicted model, not a curated record. Gene Ontology annotation, biological process: collagen catabolic process; extracellular matrix organization; proteolysis.